CAUCUACUUCGUCUCCAAGGCCUCCGAAGACCCUUUCAAGGUUUAAGCCUUGGCAUACCACCACAACAACCACCAACGGCGCCUCUCUCGAAGAAGGGAACAUGGAGGGGAGACAGGGCGUGAUGGAGGUGUCCAAGGGAUUGCCUCCUCCCAACCCGAUAGCGCAGCUGCAGACUCGCUACAAAGAUCUGGAGGUGGGUUUCCGUGUGUGGCUCGCUAAGCAGUCUUUGCCCGUCGAGGCCGCCGUUGUCACCGUAACCAGCGCUGUUCAAGGUGCGGCCAUCGGUGCCAUCAUGGGCACUCUCACCAACGACGUCUCCUCCUCCUUCCCUAACCCUUCUUCUCAGGCUGCCCUCAACCCUCAAGCCAUGGCUUCUCUUAAGCAAGCACAGGCACUCUCUGGGGGGCCCUUUGUGCAAGCCCGAAACUUUGCUGUCAUGACAGGAGUCAAUGCUGGUAUAUCUUGUGUCAUGAAGAGAAUUAGAGGGAAAGAGGACGUCCAAACUAGCAUGGUGGCCGCUUUUGGUUCAGGGGCCAUGUUUACGCUAGUCAGUGGCAUUGGGGGCCCAAAUCAAGUAGCCAAUGCUGUUACCUCAGGACUUUUCUUUGCGCUGGUUCAGGGUGGUCUUUUUAAGGUAGGGCAAAAGUUCUCCCAGCCACCAGUUGAAGAUACGUUCUAUGCCAGAACAAGAGGCAUGUUGACAAGCCUUGGUCUCCAGAAUUAUGAGAAGAAUUUCAAGAAAGGCUUGCUAACAGACAGUACUUUGCCUUUACUCACGGAUAGUGCUCUUAGAGAUGUCAAAAUCCCUCCUGGGCCUAGGCUGCUCAUUCUUGAUCGCAUUCAGAGGGACCCAGAGCUGAAAGAGAGGCGAUGAGGCUUUAGCUUGCUCGGAUAAAAUGUGCUUUGUUUCCAAUUUCUGUGAGACAUUUUCCUCUUGUUAUAGAGAGAUCCUGCCAACUUUUGUUUUUAUCUUUCGUAGUAGCCAUUAUGAGAUGAACAUAUCUGGAACCUUUCUGAGAAUUUGUAAUAAUAGCUUAAGGUUUUGCUUUUUAACCGGGUGAUUCAAUUCGAUCCACCACAGUUAUAAAAAUGCUGCCAUAGGGCUCUCUACUGAA
Molecule: messenger RNA, 1116 nt
Organism: Telopea speciosissima
Lineage: Eukaryota; Viridiplantae; Streptophyta; Magnoliopsida; Proteales; Proteaceae
Product: chloroplastic import inner membrane translocase subunit HP30-2-like
Exons: 7
Coding region: 102-875 (257 amino acids)
Biological process (GO): protein insertion into mitochondrial inner membrane; protein targeting to chloroplast
Cellular component (GO): TIM22 mitochondrial import inner membrane insertion complex; chloroplast inner membrane
Molecular function (GO): transmembrane protein transporter activity; protein binding
Source: RefSeq, a predicted model, not a curated record